AUGGCGACAUCAAAAUCUUCUUCUGUAUCUGGUCGACCUCUUGGAGAGCAGGCAAGAGAAAUUGUGUAUAAAGUUGCAGAACACUUGAAAGGAAUGAAGAAAGAACAUGAUUUGACAUUUAAUUUGGCCGAGGAAACAUCAACAGCUACAGGUAUUGGGCAAACCCUCGUAAAACAAAUUAUUCGUGAGGGAAAAAGAGCGAUUGAAAUCCGAGGACAGUUGACCUUUUCUACACCUACAGGCAAAAAGACUGAAAGAAAAAAAAGAAUUGAAGUUGAUGAUUUUACUAAAGCCGCUAUUAGAAGGAAAAUACAGGAAAUGUACAUCUUAAAAAAAGAAUUGCCUACUGUGAAGACACUCAUUUCAGCUCUUGAGGAAGCAGACAUUUUAACAUGUGGAAGGACGUACUUAAUAUCUGUGUUAAAACAAUUGGGCUUUAAAUGGGUUAGAUGCCAGUCUAGAAGAAAACUAUUGGUAGAAAUCCCUUCAACCGUUGAUUGGCGAAUUCGAUAUUUGAAAAAAAUUAAGAAAUGUAGAUCAGAAGGCUUUCCAAUUGUUUACAUCGACGAGACUUACGUUAAUGCGAACCAUACAGUAAGUAAAUGUUGGCAAAGUCCUGAGGAACCCGGCGUAACCAAGGCUGUUGGGAAAGGCGAACGGCUGAUAAUUGCACACGGUGGCGGUGAAAAUGGAUUUGUAAGGGACAGUUUGGCAAUUUUCAAAGCACAUCAAAAAACAGGCGAUUAUCAUGAGUCCAUGAACUAUGAAAAUUUCAAUAAAUGGCUUGAAAAACAACUGUUGCCGAAUCUUGAAGAACCAAGCGUUAUAGUGAUGGACAAUGCAAAAUACCAUUGCGUAGAGGAAGACAAAAAACCAACAAGUGGUUCUUUGAAGAAGAACAUUCAAGACUGGCUUCAUAAACACAACAUUGACUAUGACGAAAAUUUUACCAAAGUAGAACUUUUGAUGUUGGUGCAAAACGUCCAGAGGGAGCCGGUGUACAAAAUAGACCAGCUUAUUAACAAUUUUGGACAUCAAGUGCUGCGACUGCCACCAUAUCACCCCGACUUCAACCCCAUUGAGUUGGUAUGGGGAGCUAUAAAAGGACAGGUUGCUAAAGAUGUAGCUGCAAAGACAUUGGACCAAAAAAUGAGACUUUGUGACAGUCUGUUUACGUCAUACACUGCAGAAGAAUGGAAGAAAUGUUGUGAACAUGUCAAAAAGGUCGAACAAGAUUACUGGGAAAAAGACCAUAUAAUAGACAAUGAAAUCGACAGACUGAUAAUUUCAGUAAACCAAAAUGAAUCUGAGGAUGACAGUGAUAUCAGUGAUUUCAUUACCGAUUCGGAAUAG
This is a messenger RNA of Macrosteles quadrilineatus (aster leafhopper), 1353 nucleotides long. RefSeq lists its product as uncharacterized. The record is from RefSeq and is a predicted model, not a curated record. Gene Ontology annotation, molecular function: nucleic acid binding. NCBI's taxonomy places the organism in Eukaryota, Metazoa, Arthropoda, Insecta, Hemiptera, Cicadellidae. The coding region runs from base 1 to 1353 and encodes 450 amino acids. The transcript has 2 exons.